Glarea lozoyensis ATCC 20868 is the source of this 522-nucleotide messenger RNA. RefSeq lists its product as uncharacterized. NCBI's taxonomy places the organism in Eukaryota, Fungi, Ascomycota, Leotiomycetes, Helotiales, Helotiaceae. The record is from RefSeq and is a predicted model, not a curated record. Bases 1 to 522 code for a protein of 173 amino acids. The transcript has a single exon.
AUGUUCAAGAACAAGCCCAGAUUAUACGUAGUUUGUUUCUUUCGUGCCCCGAAGGCGACCGGAAAUCCAGAUCGAUAUCACUGGGCUCUUGCCAGCGGCCGGAAAGGCGAUAUGACAAACGGCAAGCUUCUCUACCACGUGCGCACCACCAUAUCCGCAGACGGAGUACGAUGGCAACUUGAAGAGCCUCCUCGCAAGCUCUCACCAUCGAAUUCGACAGAUUUGCUCACAUACACGGCCGUCGCCAAGAUCAUCGACCUAGGACGACUGGAGCAGAUAUGCGGAGCCAUCCCCAUCGAGAUAGACGCACCCUGGGAGGUCUUCAAUUGUCAAACAUGGGUUGAACGAGCUCUUGCUGCAAUCGUAGCAGACGGCGCUUGCAUAGGCACAAAUGCUAUUCCAUCAGAAUGGACCACGCUCCGCGACCAAUGCAUUUCCUUCUCAGAUCCAGUCCGUCAACUUUUCAUCCAAGGAAAGAAUAUUCCGCAGCCCAGACCGACCCAGCAACUUAUAGGUUCAUAG